Molecule: messenger RNA, 2475 nt
Organism: Salvia splendens (bonfire salvia)
Lineage: Eukaryota; Viridiplantae; Streptophyta; Magnoliopsida; Lamiales; Lamiaceae
Product: probable receptor-like protein kinase At1g11050
Exons: 5
Coding region: 259-1704 (481 amino acids)
Biological process (GO): protein phosphorylation
Molecular function (GO): protein kinase activity; ATP binding
Source: RefSeq, a predicted model, not a curated record
UAUACUUCUCUAUGUUAUAGCCUUUCACACCAUUCACUAAGUUACACUUUGGUUUCUCAUGUUCAUUUUUCUUGUUUUAUCCACAUCUAACCAAGAGAGCCACAUUGCUCAUUAUUCCUUUACUAAAACCAAGGACAAUAAACAUGAUUAAACCUACUUUUAUCCUCAGUUGCUACUAAUUAGUAUAAUAAUCCGAUUACCAUCAUUGAGCAUGAUCAAGAUUUGUUCUCGAUUUAUCAUUUUAUCCAAUUUAAUCUAAUGAAUCUUGCACUUACACUUGCAGCUUGCACGUUGGAUUUCACUCCAUAUCCAUACAGACCUUUAGGUGGAUGCCAUGGCGUCAAAGAGAGCGCAAGCGACUGGAACAUCUUCCCCCGCACCAGCUGCUGCCAAGAAGCUCUCGUUGUCUACGCGCGAGCAUUAGCUCUCGUCGCAAAAAACAGCUCAUCAGGGACCAUCUUCCUCAGCCAAGACCAGUGGACCGACUGCACUGGUGCACCCUUCCAGCUGCAGCCCAACAUCUCGACCCAAAGCUGCGGCUUCAACGAUUUCUACUAUGGAAGUGGCAAGUGCUCGAUGCUGAAGCUUUCGGACAUCGACCCGAAUGUCACCAGCCAGUGCUCCAGCUUCGCCUCUUACGACAAAGCCUGUGGGAUUUGCACGGAGAAGAUAUCAACGGCGUUGGAUACGAUGAUGGAAAGUCUGGAUGUGAAGGGUAAUGAUACUGAGAGACCUACCUGUCUAGUUGGCCUUAUUGUCUCAGUUAUUGCUGGGAAGAAGAGUGAUGCCUCUGAUGAUUUUGAGAGAUGCUUGCCCACUUUGGCCGGUCCAGCACCUCAUAACUACAUCAAGAUAAGCUAUGGUGUGGCUGAAGCUCUACUAGCAGUGGUUCUGGCCAUGAUCGCCUUAGCUGCAAUCAUAACGCUGAUAAAAUACGUAACCAAGAAUGAAAAGCAGCAGAAGAAGAGGAAAUUACCAGAAACAAAAGGCGUGGCGGAUAUCAAUGGCCUCUACAUGUUCUCAAAGACGGAGAUUGACAGCGCGAUAAACCACAGAGGCGAGAAGUGGUGCUUAGGAAGAGGCAGUGCAGGCAUGGUUUACAAGGGUGUACUUCCCAGUGGGCAGUUGGUGGCAAUCAAGCAGAUAUACAAGAGCAACACGUCGGAUUCGUUCACCCGGGAAAUAGAGGGCCUUUCGAGGGUCAGGCAUCCGAAUCUCGUGUGUCUAUUUGGCUGCUGCAUAGAGGAUGGGGAGCAGUACCUCGUGUACGAGUACUGCCCUCACGGGAACCUUGCUCAGCAUCUUCUACGGAAUGACGCUGUCCUAAUGUGGGAGGACCGAGUGAGAAUCCUGAGGGAAUGCGCAUUAGCUCUUAGGUAUCUUCAUCACCACACGAAUGGAUGCAUCGUUCAUAGAGACAUCAAGCUGACAAACAUUCUUCUCACUGAAGAUAUGCAAGCAAAGCUGUCUGAUUUUGGUCUGGCUAGGAUGUUAGGUAUGGAAGAAAGUAAAGUGUUUACCGAUGUUCGAGGAACGAUAGGAUAUAUGGAUCCUGAAUAUAUGAGCAAUGCCAAACUAACCAGUGCCAGCGACAUCUACAGUUUUGGCAUUGUCAUGCUGCAGCUCUUAUCCGGGCAGAGGGUCAUCGAGCUCGAUCUGGACGCAAGAGACCAGCUCACCAGGAAGGUUCUUUCAUCAUUGUAGCCAAAUAUGAUCUCAAAUCUGCACACACACACACACACAAAUAAAUAAAUUAUUUUUACAUCUAGGAAAGAGGAUUGAGAAUAUGAAAAUGAUGCAGGCAAAAGAUGUGAACAUGCAAAAACGGCCACUAGCAGAUUUUCAAGAUCGUAAGAUGAAAGGAAAUAUUGUGACGGUGGAUUUUAAGUCCAUACUGCAAUUAGCAGUGCUGUGUGUGGCAAGUUCCAGCACCGGCCGCCCAGCCAUAGGUGAGGUUGUAGAUGAGCUCGAGAAGGCUUUGAAAAACACACAGCUGGAAAUGGUUAGUUCAAUCCGUUGCUACGUAAACAUUCAUAAUAUGCAUAUGCCAGUAUGUAAGUGUGUGUGUUAUUUGGAACGGGAAAUCACUAACAAGGCACUUGGUUGGCUUGCAGAGACCAAGGGAGAAGAGUUCAUUUGAAGCAACACCCGAAGUGAUUCAUGUGUGAUCCAAAGAUGAUGUUUGUAGAGAAGCUUCAUACAAAUAAUAGAAAGACGCGACGUAAAUACACUGAAUUAGUGACCAUGAUGCCCGAGAGCGAGGUUUUCUCAGCUCAGCACUCCUGUUACAUAGAGUAUAUUUUAGCAAGAGAGUAACGUUUAGUACCUUCCAUUGUCCCUUUAUUUUCAGCAAAACCAAGGAUUUAUUUCAGGGUUUGAACUCAAUCCUCAAUUGACUAAAGGAACUUACAGCAACAACCUCACAAAAUGAUAAAGAUGGUCAUAAACAUCAUCCAGAAAUCGAAUAACAAUAAC